Molecule: messenger RNA, 4667 nt
Organism: Mustela erminea (ermine)
Lineage: Eukaryota; Metazoa; Chordata; Mammalia; Carnivora; Mustelidae
Gene: PTPRT
Product: protein tyrosine phosphatase receptor type T
Exons: 33
Coding region: 167-4618 (1483 amino acids)
Biological process (GO): protein dephosphorylation
Cellular component (GO): membrane
Molecular function (GO): protein binding; protein tyrosine phosphatase activity
Source: RefSeq, a predicted model, not a curated record
UUCGCGCCGCGCCUCGGCUCCGAGCGCAGCGGCGCCGGCUCCAGGAGCGCCGCGGAGCCCCUGCGUGCGGCCGCGCCGGCGAUGCGGGGCCGCCUCGCGCCCGCCCCAGUCCCGGCCCCGGCCCCGGCCCCCGCGGGAAGGGGCUGAGCCGCCCGCCGCCGCCCGGAUGGCGAGCCUCGCCGCGCUUGCCCUCAGCCUGCUCCUGCGGCUGCAGCUGCCGCCGCUGCCCGGCGCCCGCGCACAGAGCGCCGCAGGCGGCUGUUCCUUUGAUGAGCACUACAGCAACUGUGGUUAUAGCGUGGCCCUGGGGACCAAUGGAUUUACGUGGGAGCAGAUUAACACGUGGGAGAAACCAAUGCUGGACCCAGCGGUGCCCACAGGCUCCUUCAUGAUGGUGAACAGCUCUGGGAGGGCCUCUGGCCAGAAGGCCCACCUUCUCCUGCCGACCCUGAAGGAGAAUGACACCCACUGUAUCGAUUUCCAUUACUACUUCUCCAGCCGCGACAGGUCCAGCCCGGGAGCCUUGAAUGUCUAUGUGAAGGUGAACGGCGGGCCGCAGGGGAACCCUGUCUGGAACGUGUCUGGGGUCGUCACCGAGGGCUGGGUGAAGGCAGAGCUUGCCAUCAGCACCUUCUGGCCACAUUUCUACCAGGUGAUAUUUGAAUCCGUCUCUCUGAAGGGUCAUCCGGGGUACAUCGCGGUGGACGAGAUCCGGGUCCUUGCGCAUCCAUGCAGAAAAGCACCUCACUUUCUGCGGCUCCAAAAUGUCGAGGUGAACGUGGGGCAGAAUGCCACGUUUCAGUGCAUCGCUGGUGGGAAGUGGUCUCAGCAUGACAAGCUUUGGCUCCAGCAGUGGAACGGCAGGGACACGGCCCUCAUGGUCACCCGCGUGGUCAACCACCGACGCUUUUCAGCCACGGUCAGCGUGGCCGACACUGCCCAGCGGAGUGUGAGCAAAUACCGCUGUGUGAUCCGUUCCGACGGCGGCUCCGGCGUGUCCAACUACGCGGAGCUCAUCGUGAAAGAGCCUCCCACACCCAUCGCCCCCCCAGAGCUGCUGGCUGUCGGGGCCACAUACCUGUGGAUCAAGCCAAAUGCCAAUUCUAUCAUCGGCGAUGGCCCCAUCAUCCUGAAGGAGGUAGAAUAUCGCACCACCACGGGCACCUGGGCCGAGACUCACAUAGUGGACUCUCCCAACUAUAAGUUGUGGCAUCUGGACCCUGACGUGGAGUACGAGAUCCGGGUGCUGCUCACACGACCAGGGGAGGGAGGCACAGGACCACCAGGGCCUCCCCUCACCACCAGAACCAAGUGUGCAGACCCUGUGCACGGCCCGCAGAACGUGGAGAUUGUGGACAUCCGUGCGCGGCAGCUGACCCUGCAGUGGGAACCGUUCGGCUACGCGGUGACCCGCUGCCACAGCUACAACCUCACUGUGCAGUACCAGUACGUGUUCAACCAGCAGCAGUAUGAGGCCGAAGAGGUCAUUCAGACCUCUUCCCACUACACCCUGCGGGGCCUGCGCCCCUUCAUGACCAUCCGGCUGCGGCUGCUGCUGUCCAACCCUGAGGGUCGGAUGGAGAGCGAGGAGCUGGUGGUGCAGACAGAGGAGGACGUUCCAGGAGCUGUUCCCCUAGAAUCCAUCCAAGGAGGGCCCUUUGAGGAGAAGAUCUACAUCCAGUGGAAGCCUCCCAACGAGACUAAUGGGGUCAUCACACUCUAUGAGAUCAACUACAAGGCCGUUGGCUCCCUGGACCCAAGUGCCGACCUCUCCAGCCAACGGGGGAAGGUCUUUAAGCUGCGGAAUGAAACCCACCACCUCUUUGUGGGGCUGUACCCGGGCACCACCUACUCCUUCACCAUCAAAGCCAGCACAGCCAAGGGCUUCGGACCCCCUGUCACCACUAGGAUUGCCACCAAAAUUUCAGCUCCGUCGAUGCCUGAAUACGACACUGACACCCCACUGAAUGAGACGGACACGACCAUCACGGUGAUGCUGAAGCCCGCUCAGUCACGGGGAGCCCCUGUCAGUGUUUAUCAGCUGGUUGUCAAGGAAGAGCGACUUCAGAAGUCACGAAGGGCAGCUGACAUCAUUGAGUGCUUUUCGGUGCCUGUGAGCUACAGGAAUGCCUCCAGCCUUGAUUCUCUACACUACUUUGCCGCUGAAUUGAAGCCCGCCAACCUGCCUGUCACCCAGCCAUUUACAGUGGGUGACAAUAAGACAUACAAUGGAUACUGGAACCCUCCUCUUUCCCCUCUGAAAAGCUACAGCAUCUACUUCCAGGCACUCAGCAAAGCAAAUGGAGAGACCAAAAUCAACUGCGUUCGCCUGGCUACAAAAGCACCAAUGGGCAGCGCCCAGGUGACCCCGGGGACUCCACUCUGCCUCCUCACCACAGGUGCCUCCACUCAGAAUUCUAACACUGUGGAGCCAGAGAAGCAGGUGGACAACACCGUGAAGAUGGCUGGUGUGAUCGCUGGCCUCCUGAUGUUCAUCAUCAUUCUCCUGGGUGUCAUGCUCACCAUCAAGAGGAGAAGAAAUGCUUAUUCCUACUCCUAUUACUUGUCCCAAAGGAAGCUGGCCAAGAAGCAGAAGGAGACACAGAGUGGAGCCCAGAGGGAGAUGGGACCUGUGGCCUCAGCCGACAAACCCACCACCAAGCUCAGCACCAGCCGCAACGAUGAAGGCUUCUCCUCUAGCUCUCAGGAUGUUAAUGGAUUCACAGAUGGCAGCCGUGGGGAGCUGUCCCAGCCUACCCUCACCAUCCAGACUCACCCCUACCGGGCUUGCGACCCCGUGGAGAUGAGCUAUCCCCGGGACCAGUUCCAGCCUGCCAUCCGGGUGGCCGACCUACUCCAGCACAUCACCCAGAUGAAGAGAGGCCAGGGCUACGGGUUCAAGGAGGAAUAUGAGGCUUUACCAGAGGGGCAGACAGCUUCGUGGGACACAGCCAAAGAGGAUGAAAACCGCAAUAAGAAUCGAUACGGAAACAUCAUAUCCUAUGACCAUUCCCGGGUGAGGCUGCUGGUGCUGGAUGGAGAUCCGCAUUCCGACUACAUCAACGCCAACUACAUUGAUGGAUAUCAUCGACCUCGGCACUACAUUGCAACGCAGGGUCCGAUGCAGGAGACUGUCAAGGACUUUUGGAGAAUGAUCUGGCAGGAGAACUCGGCCAGCAUCGUCAUGGUCACGAACCUCGUGGAAGUGGGCAGGCACCCAGCGGAACACACUGUGGGAAAUGCCACUCUAGGCCGCGCGGCGUCCCCCGGAAUGGUGAAGUGUGUGCGAUACUGGCCGGAUGACACGGAGGUCUACGGGGACAUUAAAGUCAGCCUGAUUGAGACUGAGCCCCUGGCCGAGUACGUCAUACGCACCUUCACCGUCCAAAAGAAAGGCUACCACGAGAUCCGGGAGCUCCGCCUCUUCCACUUCACCAGCUGGCCCGACCAUGGUGUCCCCUGCUAUGCCACCGGCCUCCUGGGCUUCGUGCGCCAGGUCAAGUUCCUGAACCCCCCUGAGGCCGGGCCCAUAGUGGUCCACUGCAGUGCUGGAGCCGGGAGGACCGGCUGCUUCAUCGCCAUUGACACCAUGCUCGACAUGGCAGAGAACGAGGGGGUAGUGGACAUCUUCAACUGUGUGCGUGAGCUCCGGGCCCAGAGGGUCAACCUGGUACAGACAGAGGAGCAGUAUGUGUUCGUGCACGACGCCAUCCUGGAAGCGUGCCUGUGCGGCAACACCGCCAUCCCCGUGUGCGAGUUCCGCUCUCUCUACUACAACAUCAGCAGGCUGGACCCCCAGACCAACUCCAGCCAGAUCAAAGACGAAUUUCAGACCCUCAACAUCGUGACCCCCCGAGUCCGGCCCGAGGACUGCAGCAUCGGGCUCCUGCCUCGGAAUCACGAUAAGAACCGGAGCAUGGAUGUCUUGCCUCUGGACCGCUGCCUGCCCUUCCUUAUCUCGGUGGACGGAGAGCCCAGCAACUACGUCAAUGCCGCACUGAUGGACAGCCACAAGCAGCCUGCUGCCUUCGUGGUCACCCAGCACCCUCUCCCCAACACCGUGGCAGACUUCUGGAGGCUGGUGUUCGACUACAACUGCUCCUCCGUGGUGAUGCUGAAUGAGAUGGACACCGCCCAGCUCUGUAUGCAGUACUGGCCUGAGAAGACGUCCGGGUGCUACGGGCCCAUCCAGGUGGAGUUCGUGUCCGCAGACAUUGACGAGGACAUCAUCCACAGAAUAUUCCGCAUCUGUAACAUGGCCCGGCCUCAGGAUGGGUACCGGAUAGUCCAGCACCUGCAGUACAUCGGCUGGCCGGCCUACCGGGACACACCCCCCUCCAAGCGCUCUCUGCUCAAAGUGGUUCGACGGCUGGAGAAGUGGCAGGAGCAGUACGACGGGAGGGAGGGGCGCACUGUGGUCCACUGCCUAAAUGGGGGUGGCCGCAGUGGAACCUUCUGUGCCAUCUGCAGCGUGUGUGAGAUGAUCCAGCAGCAAAACAUCAUCGACGUGUUCCACAUCGUGAAAACACUGCGGAACAACAAAUCCAACAUGGUGGAGACCCUGGAACAGUAUAAAUUUGUAUACGAGGCAGCACUGGAAUAUUUAAGCUCCUUUUAGCCUGACGGGAUGGGGAGCCUGCGGGAGCCCAGAGGCUGCAGCAGCCACG